Molecule: messenger RNA, 703 nt
Organism: Prorocentrum cordatum
Lineage: Eukaryota; Dinophyceae; Prorocentrales; Prorocentraceae
Source: the annotation of a GenBank genome assembly
ACGCGAGCAGGUCUGGCGAGAGAGGGGUCUGGCGCACGCGACUGGGCGCCGGCAGGAGCGGCGGGCCCCAAGAGGACCGCGGACCCCCCCGCCAGACGGCGCCUGGCGGCACGCCAUGCCACCGCGUGCCGAGAGGCACGGCGUCGGAUCUUCCUCGCGGUCGCGGUGGUAGCGAAUGCGGGGCGGGCGGUGCUGGCCUCGGACCGCAGCACGCUCCCGGAGCUGCUCACGUCGCUGGGGAUGAGCAGCAGGGAGGACCUAGAGGGGCUCUGGAGCACGGCCGAGGGCCUCCACAACAGGACCCCCGCCACCUUCACCGCGCGCCUGCGGCGGAACGUGCUCCGCUUCGGCGCCAGCACGGCCGCCCCGCCGCCCGCGGCGGUGCCCAGGCAGAGCUGCGAGAGGGGGGGCCCGGAGGAGCGGGACGACUCGGAGGGGGCCGCCCGCUUGCUGGACAAGCUGGAGAGGGAGCGGUGCUUCUUCAUCCUGCCCGAGGAGGUGGUCGGCCAUUGCUACCCGGCGAGGGCAGGCGAGGCCAGGAGACCCUGGCAGCCGGCGCCAGCGUGCCCGUGGCGGCUGAUCGUGCUGGACCUGCGGCCGCGCGCGGACUUCGACGCGGCCCGGUUGCCCGCCGCGCUGCACUUCGACCCGCUGCGGGCUCCCGCGGGCGCCCCGCCCGGCGGGACGUGGGCCGUGGGGAGGA